Messenger RNA from Dendronephthya gigantea, 1004 nucleotides. Its product is annotated as protein bark beetle-like. The transcript has 5 exons. The coding region runs from base 57 to 1004 and encodes 315 amino acids. NCBI's taxonomy places the organism in Eukaryota, Metazoa, Cnidaria, Anthozoa, Malacalcyonacea, Nephtheidae. The record is from RefSeq and is a predicted model, not a curated record. Gene Ontology annotation, cellular component: membrane.
UUCAGAAAAGACAACAUUAUAUGGAAAAUUUACAUGGCGACACAACACGGUAAAGAAUGAUGAUAAGAAUAACGAGCUUUCAUAGAGCGUCGUUGGUUAAUAUUUUGGCAUAUUUGCUGAUGAUAACGCAGAUCGAUUCCGAGGAUUUUGGAGGGCAGGUUUACACAGAUACGACCCUUGCACUAACCAAUUCCCCGUAUGUUGUGAAAAAAGACAUAAUCGUUCCUGAGAAUGCCACAUUGAAUAUAGAACCAGGAGUGAAGAUGUAUAUUCUUCCCGGAAUCGCUUUGCAGAUAAACGGCUCUCUUCAAGCGAAAGGGAAUGCAACUCAUAGAAUUGUUUUGACAAAAAUGUCAAACAACUCAAUGGGUAAUACAAGGACAAUCGGCAAUGAAGGAAUUCGACUUGCAGAUGGGGGUAGUUACAAAGUUGGACGUUUGGAGAUUUUUGUCCAUGGAAAAUGGGGAACUGUUUGUAACGAAUGGUUUGAUGAAAAAGAUGCUCAGGUUGCUUGUCGCCAGCUUGGUUUCAUGAAAGCAAAGCGAUAUUACACCCAUGGUGGCGGAAAAGGACAGAUUUGGCUGAGUCAUCUACAAUGUAGCGGACAGGAAAAGAGUUUACUCAACUGCAAACGUUCUGGUUCUUUUUGUUUUGGUUACGAUGUUGGCGUUGAAUGCGAUAAUUUCGCGUGGCAUACUUUUUUUUGGAGUGGCAUCAUGUUCAAAAACUCUAAAAUAUCGUCUACACUACAACACCUGGAUAUUUCUGAUGCUUAUAAAGCUAUAUCUGGCGAUGAAUACCUACCUGAGCUUGAUCAUGUGACAGUCACCCAUUCUGCAUUUGGUGUGAUAUCCAUCAACCUAAAGUCGCCAUUGAUUUUGAUUGACAGUGCUGUCAGAAACAACACGUACGCUGGGGUUCAGAUAACCGGAAAGUCAAAGAAUAUCCAAAUCACAAACACAACUAUUGGUCAUACAAUCCGAGCGGAUGGAUUUUCCCAGUGA